AUGUCCACUGAAACAGUCAAUAAACUUGUGGGAUAUUUCACGAUUACUCCUAAAAGCACUUCCAGCAAAAGUAUUUCAAAGUCAAAGUCAUUAUUCCACCUUGGACGCCGACCGUCGAGCCGUUCCUUAAAGAAUGCUUCAUCUCGAGACAGCGCCUAUUGGUUAAAUCUCACAACCGAAACACCAAUAAAUCCAUAUAGAGAUCUUCCUUUCUACGAAGAAACAAUUUUGUUCUAUGACGAAUCUGAUUUGGAAUUAGUAGCUCCUAAUUUGGGGUACUACUACUCAACAAAGAUCAACCAUCAGGUUAUUCAACUGAAAAAGAAGUACAAUUUACAAUACGAAAUGAUAAGGACAGACAAAGCCAAGAAUGGAAUCCUCAGUCACUCCAUAUCUUGCAAUACACUUCCUAGACUUUUCAAUGAAACAUUCUCGAAUGAAGUCACAGCGUACAAUGUAUAA
Molecule: messenger RNA, 462 nt
Organism: Scheffersomyces stipitis CBS 6054
Lineage: Eukaryota; Fungi; Ascomycota; Pichiomycetes; Serinales; Debaryomycetaceae
Exons: 1
Coding region: 1-462 (153 amino acids)
Source: RefSeq, a predicted model, not a curated record